AUGUGUCCAUUUAUCUCCGUCCUUGAGUUUCGGACCGCCGUUCAAACGUCAUUGCGGGUCGAACAAUCAGUUUUGGGAUUUUCAAAUGCCACCGCGGAACGGUUCAGUUCGGCCGCCCGGCGCCGUGUACCUCUUCGCACGUUGACGCUGGCGCGCUUGACGUUAGAAUUCGGAGCGGUCGUCCGGCAUUCGCGUACGGCCGAAGACGAACUCGGACCCGAGCCCGCGCGACUAAAACCACUCGUCUAUUUGGCCGGUAUAUCGAAUAUUUACGGCUCGGCGGUUCGCCGUUACGAGACGCGUGCAAUAGGUCCGCUCUUCUGGCUUUCGACAAAACCCACUUCCACUUCAUCUGUGUCGGCGGCGCUUCAGCGUCCUUCGUUUCUAUUCCUGCGUGCGCUGCCGACCGCGGUUUCCCCGCGACGCGCGCCUCGAUUAGUUUCCCGUCCCGACGACGUUGCGCCGGGACGGUCGGCGGGAAUGAGCACUGCGGGAGUGACGAGCGAUAAAAAUAAUCGCAACGAACCCGGGAGAAAACGUUGUCCGCCCGGCGUACCAACGCGCGCGGGCGCGGCGUAUCGGGAAAAUAAUAAUACGUCAAACCGAGAUUCAAAACGCGAACGUCACGCCGUUGCGUUCAUCCGGCGGAGUUCGGGCAUCGCCGAUUUCGCGUCGUCCGCGGCGGUCCGCGCGCAACGGCCGUCUCCCAAUACGUUUGAAACGGAAACGGCGUACGGUUCGGACCAAAACGGAACCGCGGCGGUCAUCGCGACGGUCGAAUAA
Molecule: messenger RNA, 783 nt
Organism: Cinara cedri
Lineage: Eukaryota; Metazoa; Arthropoda; Insecta; Hemiptera; Aphididae
Source: the annotation of a GenBank genome assembly